Molecule: messenger RNA, 3457 nt
Organism: Drosophila virilis
Lineage: Eukaryota; Metazoa; Arthropoda; Insecta; Diptera; Drosophilidae
Gene: drd
Product: drop dead
Molecular function (GO): acyltransferase activity, transferring groups other than amino-acyl groups
Source: RefSeq, a predicted model, not a curated record
GUUGAAUGUUACGUCUUGACGGUCGCUAAAUUAGUCGCUGGGCUCUGCCAAUACACACACACAAGCACGCACACACACAAGCUGCGCCCGCGCGCUGCUCAGCAAUAAAAAUAAAAAAAAAAAAUAAAAAAUUCUACACAGAAAUUCUUUUCGAUCUUCUGCAAAUAUUUUUUUUUGUUUAAUUUUUUUCCGUUGCUAUUUUUUUUUUGUCUCGUGCCUACGCCGUGUGUGUAAAAGUUUCUGGUGUUGUUAUGUGCCCAGUGUCGGCGUGCAGCUAAUUGCAAUCCGAAAGGAAUCCAUUUGAAGCGCGUUUCUCGGUGCCUCGCUUCCUGCUGUGUCAUGUGGUGCCCGCUGCCGUUGUUGGCGCUGUUGUGCUGCUGCCUGUGCAGCCGCUGCUGGGCGCUAGAUGGCGCUGCGGCCGCUGUGGCGAAUCCCACAUGCAGCCUGAAGGACAAUUGCAAUCUGGGCGAGAAUCUGCUGUCAGUGAACGCUGACAGCGAUCCAGUGGAAUCGCACAUCGCCUCCAUAUUCGAGGAUAAGGUCAACUAUAGCCUAAAGCUGUUCGCGGAUGAUGCCAAUGCGGCAACAACAACAACAACAACGACAACUGGCAGCAGCACCUCGACCACGGUGCUGGAUGUGCUCCACGAUGCGCUCGCUGCCGCCAAUCUCAGCGAGCUGCACCACGCAACCACCACAACGAGCCGCAGCACCGCCAACUACACGCUGCGCCAAUUGAGCGACAAGCGCGAGGAUGACGAUCAGGUCGAGGAUGACGAACGCGUUUACUUGUACAAUAUUGGCAAACGAUUUCUGGCCAUCUCGCAGCCUUUCGAUGCGGCACGCAAUCCGGAUGCCUCGCCGCUGUGCCGCGCUCAGAUGCGACGCUAUUUGAAGGCGUUGAACAAUUUCGAUUUGUGGGCCUUGAAAAUGCACGAUGCCAGCGGCAAACUGAACUCGGGCAUACUCAAUGGCAACAUCAACCAGCCGGGCGACUUUGAUCAAUGCAUGGGCAUACAGCAGGCGCACGAUGACGUCACAAGCGGCAACAAUAACGAUGACACGCAGGCGAAUUCGCCGCUGCGCGGCCAAUACUGUUUGGCAUACGCACAGCCAGUGUUACCACAUAAAUCGAAACGUUUGCAGACCUUCUUUAAGCUGCUGCAAUCGCACGGGCCCUUCAAGAGCGAAUUCAAUGACCCGGGUCACCGUGUACCGCGCUACUCCCUGAUCAAUUGGGGCAUCUGCGUGCCAUCGGGCUGCACGUACCGCGACGUCGAGUACAGCGUGGCAGAGUAUCUGCGGAAUCAGACGGCCGCGACGGGAAUCAGCUUCAAUGUGCGUGUCGAGCCGCAGAUGUGCCAGGUGCGGGAUCCACAGCCCUGGGAUCGGAACACCACCUGGGCGGUGCGUUUCUUUGUGCUGGUCGUUUGCCUGGCGGUACUCUCCACGGUCUAUGAUCGCAGCACCAAGACGCAGCCGAAGCAGAAUGACUGGUGCACCGCCUUCUCGCUGGACAAGAAUCUGCGCUGGCUGUUCAGCACGCGCAGCUCGCCGGGCGACAUCGAGGCCGUGCAUGGCAUCCGAUUCCUGAAUGCGAUUAUGCUCAUCUUCUCCCACAAGUCGAUGGCCAUGUUCUUCAAUCCGUACAACAAUCGAACGGCCAUGUCGGAGAGUCUGGGUCAGCCGUGGACGGUCAUCGGACGCGCCGCCUCCCUCUACACGGAUCCUUUUCUCCUGUUCAGCGGCAUGUUGACCUCCUACUCGCUGUUCGGCCGUCUCAUGAAGCAGCAGCCCAUUCGGCUCAAGAAUGAGUACAUCAGUCGUCUGAUGCGCAUUGUUCCACCGCUGGCCGCCCUGAUACUCUUCUGUACGUACGUGCUGCCCCUCUGGGGCUCCGGUCCGCAGUGGAACCUGGUCGUGGGCCACCAUGCGGACAUCUGCAAGCAGCAUUGGUGGCGCAACCUGUUGUUCAUACACAACUAUUUUGGAUUCAGCGAGAUGUGCCUGACGCACACGCAUCAUCUGGGCAUCGAUACGGAACUGUUCGCUGUGGCGCCCCUCUUCAUCUUGAUCCUCUGGCGUUGGCCUCGUCGCGGCCUCCUCGCCCUGCUGCUGCUCUGCACGAUCGGCACUGCGGCGCGCUAUUACACAACCAUUGUUAACCAGCUCUCCAACUACAUAUACUUUGGCACCAACAUACAGCGGCUGUUCCGCACUGCGGACUACAUGUACUCGUUCCCGCCGCACCGCUCCACGGUGUACAUCAUGGGCAUCCUGCUGGGCUAUGCGCUGCGCAAGUAUCAGGGCGUCCAGCUGAGUCCGCUGCAGCUGCGUCUCGGCUGGCUGGCGGCGACGAUCUGUGUGCUGGCCUCGCUGCUGGGCCCGGCGCCGAUGGGACACAUCGAUUACGUCUACAACUCGACGCAUGCGGCGAUUUAUGCGGCAUUUGCGCCGAUUGCCUGGUGCCUGUUCUUCUCCUGGAUUGUCUUUGUCUCCCACAAUGGCUACAAGAAUAAACUGACCAGACUGUUUAGCUGGCGCGGCUUCCAGGUCUCCACGAAGCUCUCGUAUGCCAUUUACCUCACGCAGUUCCCCGUCUUCUUCUACAACGUCGGACGAAGGCGUCACAUACACCACUAUUACAACUUUGUCUCGAUUAUUCUCGAUACCAACGAAUUUAUCUCGAUCUUUUUGGCCUCCGUCGCGCUGACGGUGCUCUUCGAUGCGCCUUUCCAGAAUCUGAAGAAGCUGCUGAUCAAGCGACCCGCCGCCAACCAAUCGAAGGCGCCAGCGACGACGCCCAGCACAAUGCCAACUGGCACUGCCUUACGGGAAUCGGAACCGGAACGAAAACUGGUAUCGGAACCGGAACUUGUUCCACUUCAGCCACAUCCGCACGCCGAUUAGCCUGAAGCUCUCUUUGUAUUUGUAUUUUGUAAAUUUGUCUUAGCAUUUAGUGGCAAUGUAUUUAAUUACCCCGGAUAGCCUACCCUACCCCCCCCCCCCCGCUCUCUUUCAUUACCACUGCCUAAUCUGCCCGCCCCGCCCCCUACCUCCUUGAAUUACCGACCCGCCUAGUCUUAGUGAAACGCUUUAUACAUUGUAAAUUGUACAUUUAGUCAGAUUUCGCGUUGAGAAAAAUACGUUUUAUAUUAAUUUGAUAAUCUUCCUUGCUUUUCUCUUAUUUUUUUUUUUUGAUAGUCUUUAAUUAACCAAACACUGCUUAUUGUUGUUGUAAUCUUUGCCGGCAUUAUCUUUAUCGGAAUCCCGCUUUGCUAUAAAGAUUAUCAGCAUAAUACUAUAUAUAUAUAUAAAUAUACGAGAUAUCUAAUCUUAAGCCAGGUCGAUUGCGCUUUAUUUUAUUUAAUUUUUAUGAUUUUAUUAUUUUUUUGUUUUUGAUUUUGUCCUAAUUUAAUAAAAUCGUGAAGCACGUAAAUAUGCUGUACUUCUAUAA